Lates calcarifer (barramundi perch) is the source of this 1517-nucleotide messenger RNA. It is a transcript of the gene sgca, whose product is annotated as sarcoglycan, alpha. Gene Ontology annotation, molecular function: calcium ion binding. Gene Ontology annotation, cellular component: membrane; sarcoglycan complex. The record is from RefSeq and is a predicted model, not a curated record. Bases 113 to 1312 code for a protein of 399 amino acids. The transcript is spliced from 11 exons. NCBI's taxonomy places the organism in Eukaryota, Metazoa, Chordata, Actinopteri, Centropomidae.
AGACACCCUGCCGGAUGUUAUUAGGUGAGUGAAGCAAAAAUAGCCCUGACAAGUCUUUAGCUGUGACCAAGCCCCUCUCCACUUGGCUCUGUCAAUCAAAAGUCAAAACAAGAUGGCAGGCUGCGGGAGCUGGGUCUUCUUCUUAACAGUUUGUGCUGUCAGUUUGUUCGGGGCCAAUGCAGAGAUCAAAUUUACCAUUCCUGUUGGGAAGUUUUUUACAUAUGAGCUGAUGAGAGAGACUUUCCAGAGUGACUUUGAACCUUCGUCAAAACUCUACCGACGCCUACAGGAUGACCCCAUGACUUUUAAGUGCAACAGACAGAAAUACCCAGACCUCCCAGAGUGGUUGCGCUUCACCCAACGGCACCCCUAUGAUAACGGCUUCCUUUAUGGCACGCCGACAUCUCCAGGAAAAAGCAUAAUUGAGGUCUAUGCCAUCAACAAGCAGAGCUAUGAAACAGCCAGACAGAUUAUUGUAAUCAAAAUUGUUGCAGAGAAGAUGCUGCCCUAUCAGGCUGAGGUCUUCAUCAAGCUGAGGGAGAUUGAGAAGGUGCUGCCCUCUUCUGUUCAGGACGAGAUAAAGCAGGACUUACAGAAGCUGUGGGACACAGAGGCUUUGGAAAUUAUCAAUAUCACCAAUGCCCUCGACCGCGGCGGCAGAGUUCCCCUCCCUCUCGCAGGGCACUUUGAAGGUGUGUAUGUGAAGGUGGGGUCUGAGCAGUAUUUCUCAGACUGCCUCCUGAGGGUGCUGACACCAGAGUACCAGAGGCAGUGCACAGCAGGGGCCAAAGUCAAAGUCCCUGGAGGCUGUAACUUCUGCAGCAUCCCCAGCAACUGUAUCACCUGGUGCAAGACGGAGCUGUUCGAUCUGACAAAGCAGGAGCCGACCCCGCCGGCUCCCACCGUUGGCUCGGGGAUACUGGAGGCUGGAGGUGACUUCGACCCUCCUGAGUCUCCCCCAAGCAGAGACUAUUUCCCGGACUACAUCGUGACAGUGAUUGUGCCCCUGAUCCUCGCCAUCGUCCUGUGUCUGCUGCUGGCCUACAUCAUGUAUGGCAGACGAGAGGGAGUUGCAAAAAGGAAUGCAAGGACCAACCAAAUUCAGCUGUACCACCACCACACCAUUCACGGGAACACUGAUGAGCUGAGGAACAUGGCCGGAAACCGAGGUGUUCCUCCGCCUCUGUCCACGCUGCCCAUGUUCAACAGCCGGACCGGGGAGACAGCUCCACCCCUGCAGUCUGACAGCCCCAGCAUCCCCCUCAUCAUGGCUCAGCAUGAUCCCUACAGUGACACACUGCCCAGGAAAUAAGAACAACGAUGGAUAAAAAGUCAUUCACGCAGCCAUUUGCUGCCACAGUCUGUAAUUCUAUAUUUGCAGUGUGAAAUGAUGUUUUUUCUUCUUCAGGCUCCAUGAGAUUAAAUUAAUAGUGUGCUGUUUCUCAGAUUGUUAUUUGCCAUUUAGGAUUUUCUGUAUUCCACUUCCUUUCACUACUAAUAAAAAAUAUCAAAAACCA